UUGCCCAAAUUGAAGUACAUUGGCGUUAUCCCUAUGGUAUCAUUGUUACUUUUAAAUUACAAUGUAUUCGGCCACUUCUAUUUGCUGCAUUUUAUUGAUGCUGUGUGCAGAACUAGAAUGAGACUGAGAAACAUAGUGAUUCAGAAGUCAGCAUGGUUUCCAUACUGUUUCUUUUCCUUUGUUACAGAUUUUUGCUGUUUUACUAGUUUGUCAGGAUCUUUGAUGCAAAUUUAGGUGUAGUGAAGUUACUAGGUUUUCUUGUACUAAAUAGAUAUUUUGGCAGUUCUCAGCCCUUGGUGCUGCUAUGUAAACAGGUUUGAAAAGGAAAACUUGAUUGUACUCUCAUAGUACAGACAUGUUUGUUAUGUCAAAUUUUAUAAUUCCUGAUGGUCUAUUUCCUUGAUUUGCUUCUUUAUUUCUAUAUAAUUUUCUCAAACUCCACUGUAUACGAAUUAAGUAAUUUAUGUUCUAAUCUUAAACUUCAGUUGUUGCUUUCAUGCUGACCAUUUGGCCAUUUUUGAUCUGUUGCAGUAUGAUGGCAACAGUUAUGAACUCUAUACUGCUCCAAUCAGCUCUAGAGAAGCUGGGCGUUCAGACACGUGUGCAAAGUGCAUUUGCUAUGCCAGAGAUCGCUGAACCCUAUAGCAGGCAACGGGCCAUCCGGCAUCUUGAGAAAGGAAGAGUUGUCAUAUUUGGUGGUGUUGGUGCUGGCACUGGAAAUCCACUCUUCACUACUGAUACAGCUGCAGCUCUGAGAGCUUCUGAGCUUAAUGCAGAUGCAGUUCUUAAAGGUACCAGUGUAAAUGGUGUCUAUGACUUUCAUUCUGGUAACAGCAAUGUGAUACUUGAUCACAUUUCCUAUCGUGAUGCUAUUUCUAGCACCAUAACCUCUAUGGACCUGAUGGCGAUAACAUACUGUGAAGAGAAUGGAAUUCCUGUUGUGGUUUUUAAUCUGCUUGAGCCUGGGAAUAUCUCAAGAGCAUUAUGCGGAGACCAAGUUGGCACUUUGAUUGAUCAGGCUGGAAGUAUUAGUUAAUGCAUUUGGAGCCAUAUCUAACCUGAUUCUUUUAAAGUCUAGUAUAAGUUAAUCUGUAAGUGUCAUUAGUCCUUGUUAGAAGUAUUUAAAUAGAAAAUUAGGAGCAGAUUAGGCCUCAUGGUGAUACCCUAAAGUUUUGUCCUUGUAGUUUUACAGUAUACUUUUUACUUCCUCCAUUUGUAUUACUCUUUUCCUAAUACACCAUUGCCUGUAAAUUUUUCCAUCA
Quercus lobata is the source of this 1262-nucleotide messenger RNA. Its product is annotated as uridylate kinase-like. Bases 497 to 1036 code for a protein of 179 amino acids. Gene Ontology annotation, biological process: UDP biosynthetic process. Gene Ontology annotation, molecular function: UMP kinase activity. The record is from RefSeq and is a predicted model, not a curated record. The transcript is spliced from 3 exons. NCBI's taxonomy places the organism in Eukaryota, Viridiplantae, Streptophyta, Magnoliopsida, Fagales, Fagaceae.